Molecule: messenger RNA, 1803 nt
Organism: Necator americanus (New World hookworm)
Lineage: Eukaryota; Metazoa; Nematoda; Chromadorea; Rhabditida; Ancylostomatidae
Exons: 7
Coding region: 1-1803 (600 amino acids)
Biological process (GO): DNA double-strand break processing; DNA integration; replication fork processing
Cellular component (GO): nucleus; condensed chromosome; site of double-strand break
Molecular function (GO): double-stranded DNA binding; histone H3K4 methyltransferase activity; DNA topoisomerase binding
Source: RefSeq, a predicted model, not a curated record
AUGCGAAAGUUAGAAUGGGACGACAUGGGAGUGAAGGUUGAUGGUCGGCAGCUACACCAUCUGCGUUUUGCUGAUGACAUCGUACUGAUAACACCUAACAUCAGCCAAGCGGAACGAAUGCUGACCGAAUUCGACGAAACAUGUGCAUGCAUCGGUCUUCAGCUGAACCUCCAAAAGACGAUGUUCACUGGACAUUGGAGGCAACGGAUGGGCAACGGAUGGGUCUCGGAUGCCCCAUUCAGGCUCAACGGAACGAACAUGUCCGAAUGCACCAGCUACGUUUGUCUGGGUCGGGAAUUGAAAAUGAUGAACGACCUGACUCCCGAGCUGGGCAGAAGGAGACGACCGGUUCGGGGAGCGUAUAAGAGCAUCGAGGAUGUAGUGAAGAAGACCAGGAACAUCCGGCUCCAUUCUCACCUCUUCAACACCACCGUACUUCCUGCUUUGACCUAUGCUUCGGAAACCUGGGCAUUUCGCAAGCAGGAAGAAAAUGCGGACACUACCGCUCGUAUACACAUAACAUAUCUGGCUCCCUCUUCUUUGCCUAUUUCAUCCUGUAAUGGCCGAACAUUCCAUCCAUAUUCGACACGUACUCUUUUACCCGCUGCUGAAGCCCAUCGAAACUUAAGUCAAUUGUUCGGCAUUGAAGCCCCUUCUGUGCGCGCCUGGUUCCAGCCCUUCAAAUGCGGAAACAAGAGACUCGAAGAUGAGCCUCGCCCUGGUCGACCGACUGCAAUAUCGUUCGACGAACUGAAGAAUCUGGCGGAGCAGCAUCUAUAUGAAGGUGUGCGGUAUUUUGCUGCCAGUCGUGGCUGUUCGCUGUCCACCGUGAGCAAUGGACCGCGAUCUCUCGGUAUGGUGAAAAAGCUCGGUCAGUGGCUCCCACAUGCACUGAGCGACGGCAACCGCGAAAGACGCCUGGACAUUUGCACUAAGCUGCUCUCCAGAAGCCGCAGGUUCGACUGGUUGACACCAUUGUCACUGGAGAUGAAAAAUGAGUCCUCUACGUCAACCACACCCACAAACGUGCGUGGUGCGCUGGCGGUGAAUACGGAUCCUUUCGUGAAAGGUGAAAUCCAUGAGAAGAAAGUUAUGCUGAGCGUCAGAUAUUCGGGUCGAAUAUUCGUAGCCGAGCAGGAGGAGGUGAAUCGGAUAUGUGAAGAAUACAAUAAAGUCGAGGACAAAUACGGACUAUUCGAACGAAUGUUCAUUCAACUUUUUCUAGAGGAAGAGAUUGAACUGUCCGUACAUUUUGGCCUUGAUAAUCUCGAAGAAGACAGUCUUCGAAAGGAUCAACGUUUUCGGACUCAUGUGGGAAAAUUUCAACGAUUUUUAACGGGGAUUCUAGAAAUGCUAUCGAAAGGUCCGGAACAAGCACAAGAUAUCGUUCAAGUGCUUAGAUCUGCGAUAUCUGCAUCGCAACUUUGGCUACAUUGGGAUGCACCUUCGUAUAAUUGCGGGAUCGCUGAGCUUAAACUCUUGAUCAGGAGUGGUGGAACUCAACAUGAACCGAAGCUCGACUUGGCAGGUCAGAAAAACGAGGAAUGCGGAAAGGAAUUAUGCCAGAUUCGUGAGAUGACGAAGAUUAUCCGUUCAUCAUGGAUAGAUGAAAGAAUACUCGACUCGUGGAGACACGCUAUCAUAAUAUCUCUCCACAAGAAGCUGUUCGUCACGGAGCCCAAGAAGCCAAAGAACACCUUUAUUGCGUGUAAUGUGCAGGGUUUCGGAUCGGAUCAUUCUGGUCCGAUCCGACAUCGCAAAGAAACCGCCGGCGACGAACAAGCCGGCUUUUGUUCUGCUUGA